GACACUACUACUUGUUGGUUCUGCCACUUUUUGACACUUUUGUUAGCAUUUUUCGGAUACUCAUGGCUAUUUGUGAGUCGUUAAAGGCCGUCGUGCAACGGUGUCAGAGGAAGAUGAACACCAAGGAAGACAGUGAUACACUAGAGAGCCACGAAAAAGAAGGUGGUUCCAGCCGUCAGUCCAGGAUCCGGGACAUCGAGAGAGCUCAACAUGCUGAGUUAGCUGCACUCCUCCAACGUGCAGAGAGGCUGUGUGCGUCCCAGAAAGCCAGAAGCAACGCUGUUCUGGAGAGAAUGGGACUCUCCAUCCAGCGGGACACCCCCCGCUCACCUCAGCCACCAGCGUCUCCCAGAAGGAGUCCUAGAUGCUCUCUUCCUGGGAGAAGGACCCGGCCCAUUGCAGAGGAGGACGACAGGAGUUGGACGUCCAUCACUAACCAGAUGUUGUUAGAAGACGACCCUUUCUUGGAGAAGAAGCUGCAUUUGGGCUCCAAGAUUGCGACACUUGCCUGUAAAAUUGCCAUGCUGAGAGAUGCAACCAGGAGCCCAAGCCCAGACUCCCCCCUCAGCUCUGUGGACACCCACACCUCCACUGAGCUGAGGGACAUUUCACUCCUCCGGUCUUUCACACCCACUCCUCCUCCUAGAGCUGUCAGGAGACCGAGCCCAGACUCCCCCCUCAGCUCUGUGGACACCCACACCUCCACUGAGCUGAGGGACAUUUCACUCCUCCGGUCUUUCACACCCACUCCUCCUCCUAGAGCUGUCAGGAGACCGAGCCCAGACUCCCCCCUCAGCUCUGUGGACACCCACACCUCCACUGAGCUGAGGGACAUUUCACUCCUCCGGUCUUUCACACCCACUCCUCCUCCUAGAGCUGUCAGGAGACCGAGCCCAGACUCCCCCCUCAGCUCUGUGGACACCCACACCCCCACUGAGCUGAGGGACAUUUCACUCCUCCGGUCUCUCACCCCAACUCUUCCUCCAAGAGCCGUCAGGAGACCGUCUCGCAUCCCAGUGAUGAAGCGGGGUGGAGCAGGUAUGUUAAUACUGUUGAGUGAUGACUUCCUUUUUGGCAAGAAGGAAGCUGAUAGAAAGCUCCAGUCUGCAAGAAAUACAUCUGAGGACAUUCGUGAGACCGUUGAGAUAAUCCAGCCCACCCAGCGUCCUUUACGAGCUAGGGUUAGUGACCAAUCAGCAGCCCCGAGAAGGACCCUGGCGUUGGCACCCAAGGCUCCAGCACCACCAUCCAAAUCUGCCCCGCUCAUCAAAAAAGGACCUCGCCGUGGGACAAAACUCCGCGCACAGGCUGUUGCAGCUCAAGAAGACCUCCAGCCCUUCAUCAACCCUGCAGAGAAACUGUCCCUGUCCUUCAGACAGCUGUCCUCAGACGACUGGGAGAAGAAACUGGACGGACUGAAGUUGGUUCGAACUUUGGCACAACACCAUCCGGCAUUACUGCAGACCAAACUGCACGAAGUCUGCCUGGUCCUCGCAGAAGAGGUGAAUAACUUGCGCUCCGGUGUGGCCUGUGCAGCAAUGGCCACCGUGGCAAAGCUCCAUGUUCACCUGGGGAGGGCCUUGGACCCUGAGGCAGAGUGGAUAGGCCCCGCCCUGCUGCUGAAGUUCGCCCAGACAACCACCGCCUUCAUUCUAGAUCAGGCUAACCUGGCCCUGGAUGCGCUGGUGGAGGGCUGCAGCCCUGGGAGAGUACUGACCGCUCUCCUCAACAUCGGGCUGAGGCACCGUAGUGCUGCAGUGAGGGGGUGCACAGCACAGCACCUCCACCAGCUGGCAGAUAUCAUGGGUGGGAAUCAGAUCUUCGCAGCAGGGAAGAUCUUCGCUGAGCGUUUCCUUACUGCCGUCAGUAAGAUGGCGGUGGACGCUGCACCAGAAGUCAGGCACCAUGGACAGAUGAUGCUCCGGGGCCUCGCUGACCAGAAGGAGUUCCUGGCUAUGUGGGAAAAGAUCAUCCCAGCCAAAGACAGAAGUCCCUUGCAGAAGGUGUUAAAGAAUAUUCAAUAG
Molecule: messenger RNA, 2024 nt
Organism: Etheostoma spectabile (orangethroat darter)
Lineage: Eukaryota; Metazoa; Chordata; Actinopteri; Perciformes; Percidae
Exons: 7
Coding region: 63-2024 (653 amino acids)
Biological process (GO): microtubule cytoskeleton organization
Cellular component (GO): cytoplasmic microtubule
Molecular function (GO): microtubule binding
Source: RefSeq, a predicted model, not a curated record